Condylostylus longicornis is the source of this 1228-nucleotide messenger RNA. RefSeq lists its product as uncharacterized. NCBI's taxonomy places the organism in Eukaryota, Metazoa, Arthropoda, Insecta, Diptera, Dolichopodidae. The transcript is spliced from 3 exons. Bases 110 to 1183 code for a protein of 357 amino acids. The record is from RefSeq and is a predicted model, not a curated record.
UUAUUAUAAGAUAUUUUUUUUUAUGUGAAAUAAAAAUUAACAAGGAUACGAAAAUUUAUAUUAAAAUUAUAAUAAUAUAACACAAAUUCAAAAAUUAAUAUUUAUUAAUAUGGAAAGCAUGAAAGAAAAAAAAAUAAGGAAAACAUGGAAAAAACCAGGGGCGAUUUGUGGUGUGCCUGGUUGCUCAAAUUAUAAAAACAAAAAUAUUUCUACACAUAAAAUUCCUCAAGAUGUAAUAAAGUGCAAAAAUACUUUGAAGAAGUGGUCAAUGGCACUUAAAAUGGGUAAACCAUUCCCAAAAAAUUUCAGAAUAUGUUCAGUUCAUUUUGAAAAGAGAUUUUUUCGUCAAACUGGAGCUUCUGUACGUAUGAGCAAUAGAGCUUUCCCGACAUUAAAUUUGCCUAAAUCUUUAAUAGGUAUGAAAAAGUUAAAAACAUCUAAUGUGGAAAGAAAAGAAAAAACUCUUAAACAGGGAAAAGUUAUAGAAGCUGUUUUACAAAAUUCAGCUCAAGAUUAUGACCCAAGGAAUGAAUCUUUUAGCAUUGACAGUUCAUUAAUAAAUCAUAAUUCUACACAAUGCGAGCAGAUGGAAACUGCAGAUAAAUCAAUUCAAACUCAAAAAUUUGAAUAUAUUGAUUUUUCUUCUACAUGGGACACUUCCGAGAAGUUGAUGGUAAUGACGGGUAUACCUAAUUUUGCAUUGUUAGAUGAUUUUAUUAAAGCCUGCUGCGAGUUAGAAGCUACAGAUAAAUCAUAUAUCAGCAUGAAAAUCCGAAUUUUAUUAACAAUGCUUAAAUUAAAAACAAAUAUGACUUUUCAGCAAGUGGCAAUUAGCUUCAACAUAUCGUCCAAAACGGCGAAAUUAUAUUUUAGUGACACUAUUCAGCUUCUCAGUAAAGUGUUACAACCUGCCAUUAAUUUUUUGCCUACAAGAGAAGAAUACACGAAAAACUUAACUACUUGUUUCACUAAUUUUCCUAAUACGGCUGUUAUUCUUGACUCUACAGAAGUAAAGAGUGCUGUAUUUAGACAUUUAAAAUCUAAAAAAAGUUUUGUCCAGGUCAAGCAAUUUAAAGUGCUUUCAGAAAAGCUGCCCUUGCAUCUUCUUCCAUUCAUCAACAAUAUUUUGACUGUUAUUUGUGGAAUUUCAAAUUUAACAAACCUGAAAAAUUGUGAUCAAUAAAAUUGUUCUUUGAUAAAUAAAAUUGUACUUUAAUUUUACACAUAA